CUAGGCGGUCCCGUCAGCGCCUGCCACCCCAGGUCACAGGGGGUCCGACCUUUCGGCCAUUCCGUGCAGAGCUGUGGCGGCGCCUGUCAGCCGGGUUACCAUGAAUGAUAUCACUGUCCUGAGGAUAACACAGAGAGAUAAAAAACAGAUGGUGCUUGAAUGCCAGCAAACACAGGGACCAUACGCUGCCAGGUUUUGUCAUGCAAUGAUACCAGAUUACUUGCUACCAGCAUGGCGUGGUAAAGUGUCCUACCAUGGAGGAUGGAAUAAAGCUGCUCUCCCCAAAAACCUUCUGCAAAGGCUUUUAAAGUACCUCCAGUUUGUGGCUGUGAAUCUGAAGUUCUCCAUUUGGACCUGUGGCUUCAGGGAAAUCCUAUGGAGAAUCCAGAUAACAAGACAGAGGUCGUUCUGCUGGCCUGUGGUUCUUUCAAUCCAAUCACCAACAUGCACCUGAGGCUGUUUGAACUGGCUAAAGACUACUUGCAUGAAACAGGAAAAUACAACGUAAUCAAAGGAAUCAUUUCCCCAGUGGGUGAUGCAUAUAAGAAGAAGAGUUUGAUCAGCGCCAAUCACCGAGUAACCAUGGCAAAGCUUGCUACAGAAAGCUCAGACUGGGUGCAAGUUGAUGACUGGGAAAGCAGCCAGAAUGAAUGGCUGGAGACACUCAAAGUUCUAAGAUACCAUCAUCAGAAACUUGCAUCUUCUACUCCUGCUAACAGCCUGCAGGACGCUGUACCUCUAAUAAAGCCAGGCCGAAAGAGAAAACAGGAAGCCAAUAGAUACAUUCCUGCUAAAAAGUAUCAACUGAGUCCAGAAACAAAAGGUGUCCCACAGCUGAAACUGCUCUGUGGAGCUGACAUGCUGGAGUCCUUCGGAAUCCCCAACUUGUGGAAGCUGGAAGACAUCACUGAAAUUGUGGCAAACCAUGGCCUUGUCUGCAUAACUAGAGCUGGAAACAAUGCACAGAAAUUUAUCUAUGAAUCUGACACGCUAUGGCAACACAAGAAUAACAUUCACCUGGUAGAAGAGUGGAUCACCAAUGACAUCUCUUCCACCAAGAUCCGGAGAGCACUGAGGAGAGGACAGAGCAUCCGUUACCUGGUCCCUGAUGCAGUCCGGGCUUACAUUGAAAAACACAACCUGUAUAGUCCAGAAAGUGAAGACAGGAAUACUGGAGUUAUUCUGGCCCCUUUACAGAAACAUGCUAGGGGGUGUAAGCAGGAACAGACACUGUAAUCUAGCCUGUCUUUAUGCUGUGAAAACCCUAUGCUUGAACAUGGGAAGAUGUUUAAUCUCUCCUAGUAAAUCAAGUCUGAUUCUGUAGCCCUUGUACAUAUGUAAGUACCAUUGAAUUCAAUGGGAGUUUUGUGCGUAUGGGGCUUAAGCUUGUACAGCACAGGCCUUGUCUUAAAAAAAUAAAAAAAAGUAUGUUUUACCUCAGGUUAGCUAACAUGCAUGAGCUAUCCUGAGGUAAAAACACAGUGAGGACAAGGCACUUAGUUUUACCAUAAGAUAAACUAGGAACGGUCAGCUCUGUUGACCUCACCAAGGGUAUGUCUACACUUCCCAUAUUACAGCACAGCCGUGGCAGCGCUGUGAUGUGGCCAGGUUAGUCACACUUUAUCACCAGGGGAGAGCUCUCCCGGUGAUUUAAAAAAAAACACCCCAAAUGAGCGGUGGUAGCUUUAUCGCCCAGAGUGCAGCUCCUGGCGAUAAAGUGCUGUCUAUACUGUCGCUUUUCAGUGCUAAAACUUUUGUUGCUCAGGGGUGUGUUUUUUCGCACCCCUGAACGACUAAAGUUUUAGCUCUGAAAGUGGCAGUGUAGACACAGCCCUAGUCUACCUCACAGUAAAAGGGUAUGUCUACACAGCCGACAUUAAAGCGCUGCCGCUUUAAUGUGGCUGUGUAGUCAUGGCUCCAGAGCUGGGAGAGAGCUUUCCCAGCGCUGUAAUAAAACCACCCUCGUGAGGGGAAUAGCUCCGAGCACUGGUAGCACAGCUCCAAGCACUGGGAGCUGUCUACGCUGCCACUUUACAGCGCUGAAACUUGCAUCGCUCAGGGGUGUGUUUUUUCACACUCCUGAGUGAAGAAAGUUUCAGCGCUAUAAGUGGCAGUGUAGACAAGGCCUAAAGUAACUUGUCUUCUCAGUGUUUUUACCUCAGGGAUAGCUGACACUCGUUCAUUAUCCUGAAGUUUAAGAAUAGACCUUUUUUAGCAGUGAAAACAAGGCCUUAGGAGCUUGAUUCCUCCAUUGUCCUUUACCUUGUCAUUUACAGUUGUGCAAAUUGAGAGUGAAGUGGGUGCAGAAUGCUGCCACUCAGCUGUGCUGCUGUUUUACACUCACUUUGCACAUGAACAGCAACAAGAGAUGCUAGACAGUGGAGAAGCAGGCCCUGCAAUUAUGCAUUUUAAAGGGGAAUCAUUAAGUGCUACAAUUUGAUACCUACAUCUGAGCAUAAUGAAAUGAAACAAAAGGGGUUUUACAAACUCUGAUGUUACAGAUAUCUUUGACUAAAACUUUAGUCAUUCAGGGGCGUGCUGCUGUAAGCUCACUGGUGUAGCUGCUCUAAGCCGACAGGAGAGAGUUCUUCUAUUGGGCUUAAUUACUCUAGCCCCCAGGAGCAGCGGCAGCUAUGUCAGUGGGAGAAGCUUUCCCAUCAACAUAGCACUGUUCACACUGGCACUUAAAUCAGCAUAAGUUAUGUCACUUGAGGGGUAGCUAAUUCAGACCCCUGAGUGACAUAAUUUAUUUCAAUUUAAGCUGCAGUGUACCUAUAGGCCAGGCACUAGUGCAUUAGAACCAGAAAGUGAAAUUAACUAGAAACAGAAAGCAAAAUUAACCUAUUUAGUUUGGCUGUUCAAACUGAGUGACCUGUAAAGUGAUAAACGACACAACUGUUCUGAACACUUUACUGUGUUAUAACAAAAGACAAAGUCAUUUCAAGGCAAAGUUACACUUUCUUCCACUGUCAUGUGUAUUAACCGAAAGCUUGGGAAUGUCUGCUCAUGAAAAUGAAAAAAAAAUUGUUACAGUUCCUCCUAUCACUGCUGCAUAGUAAUUAGCAUACUCCAAAAUCUGGAGUAUAUAAUAGUCUGAUUCAUUUUAAAUAUAUAUUGUUCCUACUGUAACUACAGCAUAAAGCAAAGGACAAUAAGAAAGAUUACAAAUCACAUGCUAGAAUAAUUUUACAUUUUAGCACCAGCAGCAUAGUCACAGCUGAGUGGUUUAAAUGAAGAGCAGGAUGAGGCUAGGUUGGGUUUAUAUAUAAAUGCAGUGAAUAACUUUAUUUCUGUGUUUCCCUGCCAGGGGUCUAGGGCUUUGAAAAAUAUUUGAUGCUAAUCAGGAGCAGGAAAUUAUAUAAUAAUUGCCUUAGUCUAAGAGUAACCCUAUUCUUCAUGAAAGGACAGCCCAGAUUCAGAAACUGGGCCCAGCUACUGGUUUAAUGGCUAAAGGUUAAGAACAGUGUCUUUGUGCACAUUAUUCAGUUGGGCCCUUUCUUUGAAAUGAGGAAUAAGAUUUGUGAGACAUUUGAUUUCUGAGCCAGAAUUUCUAUAACUGGAGGGGAGGAAGGGUAAGGAGAUACUAGGGCUCCAAUGUAAUCUACACAUGUAAUUUUUCUUUCCUAGAAGUCUGGUUCUGAAGUGAGCAUAGCAAAUUGUGUGUGUAAGUUAGAACAACCCUAUAAAUGUCAUGCUGAUGAUUUCUACACUCCUCUCUCUCCAUUUUGUGUGUGAAUUAAGUGCCUUAUCAAAAGUUACAGGGCUUGAGGAGCUAUUAUUCAGAUAGUAUGAGAACUGUUGAACUGCAUCCUCCACAACAGUGGUCUGUCAUACUGACCAGAUCAGAUGUGCUAUCAGAACCUGAGAUUCUCAGUGCUCUGGACAAGGUGAGCAAUGCAUGGCAUCUCCACAUGUACACAAAAAUGCUGGAAUUAAUGUAUGCUUUAGAGCCUCUGUGUGCUGCUGCUAGUUCCAGUUUGCAACCAUUGGUUUCUUCAGAGCAUGUAUACUGUAUUUAAAAAAAAUCUUUGUGAUAAAGUGAGCACAUUACCUUAAAGUGCACUUCUGACUCUGAAACAUGACUGAAAUUGGCACUAAGAGGUUCCAUGUUUAUUUCUUCUCAAUGAUUUCGAGAUCAAAUGUGAUCUGUUUAUAAUUAAAAAUGUUUGUUUCUCACUGGCAGCUAUGCAAACUCACCUUGGACUUUGAUAGUCAAGCUAGGUUCUUUGUAGCUCACGCAUCAUCAUGGGUAAUAAAGAUACUGUAGGCCAAAUCAGUGACAUUUGGGCAGUCCCACUGCCUUAACUGGGCUAACAGAUUGGAAUUUUAGUAAACAAUUCUACUGAUAAUGCCCAGGAAAGAACAGAAUUCACCUCUCUCUCUCUCUCUCAGCUAUGUUGGUUCUGCAGGGCUGACAGGAAUAAAAAGCAAUAAAGAUGUAGUUUAGUCAUUAAAGUCAUCUGAUGUGACCCGGAAUACACAAGCAGAACAGAUAUUUUCUGUGAGAGAGUGCUGUUUAUAGUUACCUUUCAGAGUAAAAUUGCACUUUAAGUCUGAGAUUUACUUUGUAAAUCAUGAUGCCAGUGUGUUUUGUGAUAAUUUAUUUAUAUAAUUCAAGAGAAGCAUUGUGCACUAAAUAGAAUGCUCUGUAGUGGCCUGGUCUACACAUGUUAUAUUUUGCUGGUCUUUGAUGCAGUUAUGUGUAAUAGGUGUUUAAAUAAAAAUGUUGGUGAUAA
Gopherus flavomarginatus (Mexican gopher tortoise) is the source of this 4736-nucleotide messenger RNA. It is a transcript of the gene NMNAT1, whose product is annotated as nicotinamide nucleotide adenylyltransferase 1. Gene Ontology annotation, biological process: NAD+ biosynthetic process. Lineage: Eukaryota; Metazoa; Chordata; Testudines; Testudinidae. Bases 376 to 1236 code for a protein of 286 amino acids. The transcript is spliced from 6 exons. The record is from RefSeq and is a predicted model, not a curated record. Gene Ontology annotation, molecular function: nicotinamide-nucleotide adenylyltransferase activity; nicotinate-nucleotide adenylyltransferase activity.